Protobothrops mucrosquamatus (brown spotted pit viper) is the source of this 3409-nucleotide messenger RNA. It is a transcript of the gene DDHD1, whose product is annotated as DDHD domain containing 1. Gene Ontology annotation, molecular function: glycerophospholipase activity; metal ion binding. NCBI's taxonomy places the organism in Eukaryota, Metazoa, Chordata, Lepidosauria, Squamata, Viperidae. The record is from RefSeq and is a predicted model, not a curated record. Bases 1 to 2634 code for a protein of 877 amino acids. The transcript has 13 exons. Gene Ontology annotation, cellular component: cytoplasm.
AUGGAGAACCCUGAGGCCGCCGUCAACGGGAGCUCCUCCGCUUCGAACCCGACCGCUGCCUGCCUGGGCGGUUUCCGCAAAGGCGCGAGGAGAAUGUGUGAUUCUGAGGAGAAACCGCUGACAGAUUCUAAGGCGGCGGCGGCGGCGGCGGCGGAGGAGCAGUCGCCGCGCCCGCGCUCUCCUCCUCAGCCGCCGGCGCGGUUGUCGUCUUCGGGUUCCGAGGAAGCGGUGCCGGACCACGCGGAAGGUCCACAGCACUUGCCGCCGCCGCCGCCGCCCCCCCACCGGCGGCCGCAUCACCACCACCACCACCGCCGCCACCAUUCCCCACUUCUUAACGCUUCUCCCCCACAGAGGCGGCGCCGGCGCCGCAGCAACCGCCUCCUGCUCCUCGACCCCGGCGCCGCCGCCGCCGCGCUGAUGGACGCGGGCGGCGCUGCCGGGCUGCUCUACCCGCCGUUGGGCCGCUGCGCCGUGGCCGAGCGCCGCAAGCGAGCCCGCGGCUCGGGCAGCGGGCUGAGCGGCGGAGGCAUCUCGGCUUCCUCCUGUAUCGGCCGCAGUUACGAGGUCGUCCGCGAGCUGGGAGCCGAGGAGGUGCGCUGGUUCUACCGCGAGGACCGCAAGGGCUGGAAGCCGUUUAUCGGCUACGACUCGCUGCGCAUCGAGCUGGCCUAUCGCGCCCUUCUGGUGGGGGUGGUUGACGACCAGGCUUCUUCGCCCGGCCCCACAGGUGGGCCCGAGAAACUCGCGCCUUCUCCGAGCAUCCUGAGCCCUGAGCCGGUUUGUGUCCGGGGAGGCCUCUACGAGGUGGAUGUGGUCCACGCCGAGUGCUAUCCGGUUUAUUGGAACCAAUCUGAAAAGAUUCCUGUGAUGCGUGGACAAUGGUUUAUUGAUGGCACUUGGCAACCACUAGAAGAAGAAGAAAGUAAUCUAAUAGAACAGGAACAUCUCCGCUGUUUCAAGGGGCAACAGAUGCAGAACUUUGACACAAAUGUGUCAAAACCUAUAGAUAGAAAAGAGGCUGUUCAUAGUUUGAAGCUGAGUCGCAAUCAUGUGGAUUGGCACAGUGUCGAUGAGGUAUAUCUGUAUAGUGAUGCAACAACUUCAAAAAUUGCAAGAACAGUUUCUCAGAAGCUAGGUUUUUCUAAAGCUUCAAGUAGUGGGACCAGACUUCAUAGAGGCUAUGUUGAAGAAGCUACAUUAGAAGACAAGCCUUCUCCAACAACUCACAUUGUAUUUGUUGUGCAUGGCAUUGGACAGAAAAUAGAGCAAGGAAGGAUUAUAAGGAAUACUGCCAUGAUGCGGGAAACUGCAAGAAAAAUUGAAGACAAAUAUUUUAGCAACCUUGCAACACAUGUUGAAUUCUUGCCAGUGGAAUGGCGAUCUAAACUUACACUUGAUGGAGACACUGUUGACUCUAUUACUCCAGAUAAAGUUCGUGGACUAAGGGAUUUACUUAACAGUAGUGCAAUGGACAUAAUGUAUUACACAAGUCCCCUCUAUAGAGAUGAGCUGGUAAAAGGCCUUCAGCAAGAGAUGAAUCGUUUGUACACACUUUUCUGUUCCCGGAAUCCAGAAUUUACAAAAAAAGAAGGAAAGGUGUCUAUUGUAUCACAUUCCUUAGGUUGUGUGAUUACGUAUGAUAUCAUGACAGGAUGGAAUCCAGUCAGGCUCUAUGAACAGUUACUUGAGAAGGAAUAUGAUGUUCUGGAGCACUCUUGGAUGACCUAUGAGGAGCAGCGUUUGCUAGAAGAGUUUUACUUAACCAAGAAACAGUUGAGGGAGAUAGAAGAUAGAUUGCAUGGACUAAAGACAUCAACUGUAGCCGAAACACCUGCCUUAAAAUUCAAGGUGGACAAUUUCUUCUGUAUGGGAUCUCCAUUAGCAGUGUUUUUGGCCUUGCGUGGCAUCCGUCCAGGAAACAGUGGAACUCAAGAUCACAUUCUACCCAGAAAAAUUUGUAACCGGUUGCUAAACAUUUUUCAUCCAACAGAUCCAGUGGCCUAUAGACUAGAACCUUUAAUUCUGAAGCACUACAGUAAUAUUUCUCCUGUGCAGAUACAUUGGUAUAACACCACAAAUCCACUACCUUACGAACACAUGAAGCCAAGUUUUCUCAAUCUAGCAAAAGAAUCUACCUCUGUUUCUGACCCUGAAUCUCUCACAACAUUACCCAGUCCAACAACAUCCCCUGUCAUGUCUCGGCGGCAUUAUGGGGAGUCCAUAACAAAUAUAGGCAAAGCAAGCAUAUUGGGGGCAGCUAGCAUUGGGAAAGGCCUCGGAGGGAUGCUGUUCUCGAGAUUUGGACGUUCCAAUCUGCCCACCUCACAAGUGCCUGAGCCAGGAAAAGAAGGAACAGAAGCGGAGGACAAGAAGCCAGUUUUGAGUCAAACAUCAGUCGGGACUCAGACUUUUCCACACAGCAGUUCUGGCUUCCUAGAUCCAACAAUUGAGCUGGACCACAGGAUCGACUUUGAGCUCAGGGAAGGCCUGGUGGAAAGCAGGUACUGGUCUGCCGUUACAUCGCAUACAGCUUACUGGUCAUCAAUGGACGUCGCUCUCUUCCUUCUUACCUUCAUGUACAAGCAGGACCAAGGGGAGGAUAACAUCAAGCCCCACUUAGAUCCUGUUUGAUUAGGGAUAGGGCAGAAAUUAGGGAGGAGUGGGAAGGGGAGAAAGGAUGAAACAUGACAAUUGGCACAAAAACAGUCAGACAACAUCUGUUUUUAAGGCAUGGUGGUUUCAGUUUAAAUGCAUGUCUGAUUUCCUUCCUUCCGAGGUUAUUUGUCCUUCAAUGCACAUAUCCAUUUCUGUGCUAAUUGAGGCCUUCUUGAAAGAUCAUUCUCAGCUCCCACCCUUCCAGCUUUCAAACAAGCCAGCAGUAGUUGUUUUAGCAUCCAUGUAGAAUAACAUCUUUGCAGAUUAACAUAUCUGUUUAAGAGUAGCUGCUUUUUUUUUUAAAUACAGAGGUUAAUCUGUUACAAUGGAAUUUGUUUUCAUUUAAGAGAAAUGCCUGCAGAUCUAAAAGAGCCAUGUUCUGUGUCCUUUGUAUGGGUUAAAUUAAGAAGCAAAUGGGUACCGUUGCCCUCGAUUGCAUUGAAACUCCAUCAUGUAAGUGGCAGAUACAAAGGGUAUAACACAACUCAUUCCAUGUACUAAACUGGCAAGCAGUCCUUUGGAAAUAUUGUAACAAUAAUUUAUUAUUACCUCUUACUAUUUGUUUUCUCCAAUGUAUUAAAAAUGUUAGUUUUCUACAGUUUUUUCCCUUUUGUUUUCUUUGAAGCAGAGGAACACUAAAAAAAAAAUCACAUUUAUUUUCUACAGUGUUAAGACUUUAUUCCUCAGAUGACAUAUGUCAUACCUUUGUACUAUUUCAAUGGAGCUAUGGACACUGGCACACUUUUCAGUA